Messenger RNA from Cololabis saira (Pacific saury), 1556 nucleotides. RefSeq names its product retinal homeobox gene 3 (gene rax). The record is from RefSeq and is a predicted model, not a curated record. Lineage: Eukaryota; Metazoa; Chordata; Actinopteri; Beloniformes; Belonidae. Gene Ontology annotation, molecular function: RNA polymerase II cis-regulatory region sequence-specific DNA binding; DNA-binding transcription factor activity, RNA polymerase II-specific. Bases 162 to 1094 code for a protein of 310 amino acids. The transcript is spliced from 3 exons. Gene Ontology annotation, biological process: positive regulation of transcription by RNA polymerase II.
GCUGCGUGGCCGCUGAGCAAGACACUUGUGUGCGUAAUCUCGUCCAUGCGCAAGUUUUCCAAAAUACUUGGGCUACAAGAAAAAGAAGAAAGACAACUAAAAUAGAGCGGAAAACAUCUGAGUUGGAGUUGUUUUGUCUUUUUUCUGGACUUUAACGACCAAUGUGGCUCCUCAGCUCCACCUCCCAGGUGACGGUGAUGGAUGAGCGCCUGUCUCCGUCCGCCCGCGGCGCGCAGAGCCCGGGGAGCAGCAGCGCAGCCACCGUGCACAGCAUCGAGGCCAUCCUGGGGUUUAAAGAGGACACACUCUUCCACAAAUCACUCUCUUACGGCGGGACGGACAAAGUCAAAGAUGCGGAGCGCAGCGGGAAUAAUGUAACUGUGACCCAAAUGAAGAAAGGUCACCAUUACCCAGAAAGUUGUGACGGUGUGUGCGGCGCGGAUGCCUCGGCCUGUCCGGAGUCGCCUGAGAGCGGCAGCAAACUGUCCGACGACGAGAACCACAAGAAGAAACACCGUCGGAACCGAACCACCUUCACCACCUUCCAGCUGCACGAACUCGAACGGGCCUUCGAGAAGUCCCACUACCCGGACGUUUACAGCAGAGAGGAGCUGGCCCUGAAGGUCAACCUGCCGGAGGUCCGAGUGCAGGUGUGGUUCCAAAACCGGCGGGCCAAAUGGCGUCGUCAGGAGAAGCUGGAGGUGAGCUCCAUCAAGUUGCAGGACACCUCUUCCUCCUCUCUGCUCUCCUUCAGCUGUUCUCCCACCAGCUCCUUGGGCGCUGGGCUGCAGCUGGAGCCCUGGCUCCCCACCUCCAUCACCACAUCCGCAACCCUGCAGUCGGUGCCCGGCUUCAUCAGCAGCUCGCAGAGCCUUCCCGGCGCCUACACUCCUCCUCCCCCUUCCAUGCCUUCCUCCUUGCCGGCCUCUUUAUUCAGUUCCCCGGCCCUGGGACACAGCCCUCACCUACCCCACAUGGGCUCUAUGUGCCCCCCGCCUCCAUACCAGUGCUCAUCUGAUCCAAGGAACUCCAGUAUCGCCUCACUGAGGAUGAAGGCAAAGGAACACAUCCAGUCAAUUGGGAAGACGUGGUGAUACUGAGUGGAGGUUUAAAAUAGACAUUAAGACCCAGAAUGUGAUGUGUGUGUUUUUCUGUUUUUUUUUUUUUAUUGAGCCGAUGGGAAUGUAAAAUAUUUGACUUUUUAAGAAGCUGGAACUCCAAUUAUACCCCAGGACUCAUGUACAUGGUGUCCCGAACACUCGGGAUGCAAAAUUGUUAAGUUGCUGAAAAGUAUGCCACUGUUGACCAUUUAAAAUUCAUUUUUUUAUGUGUUUUUCUUCUCCUUUAUCGUGUCUGUAAAUUUUCUUCCGUAAAACUUUACAUUCACCUGGCCGUGUUGCAGUCGUAUACAGUGAUAUGUUGCCAAUAUAACAAAUACAUGCCAUUGAUAGCCAUCAGUAUCUGUUUAUCCGGUUCAUAAUCAAGAAGCUGUAUUCAAUUACUUUUCUUUUGUACUAAAAAAAUGUAUCAUCUGCACCCACCCAACAAAAUAAACU